AGGGGAGGGGAGAAGGGAGGAGGCGGCGGCGAGCUGGCCAUGGCAGCAGCCCGCGGGCGGAGAGGCAGCCGCCGCGGGCUGCCGCUGUGAUUGGCACCCCGAGGAGGAGGAGGAAGGCGCGGAGCAGCCGCGGGGCCCGCCAUCCCGCGGCGGCGGUGCCCGGGAGGAUGCCGGGGAAGCAGGGCUCGGCGGGCAGCGGCGGCGGCGAGCUCCCGGGGGCCGGCGUGCCGCGGCAGCGGAGGCGGCGGAGGAAGGUGUCCUGCUUCUCCAGCAUCCAGCUCUUCCUGGUGUCCGAGUGCGCCCUGAUGCUGGCCCAGGGCACGGUGGGAGCCUACCUGGUGAGUGUUUUAACCACCUUGGAGCGGCGAUUCAACCUCCAGAGUGCUGACGUGGGUGUCAUUGCCAGCAGCUUUGAGAUUGGCAACCUGGCCCUCAUCCUCUUCGUGAGCUACUUUGGAGCCCGAGGACACCGGCCACGCUUGAUAGGAUGUGGAGGGAUAGUCAUGGCCUUGGGUGCCCUCCUCUCUGCAUUGCCUGAAUUUCUGACCCACCAGUAUGAGUAUGAAUCGGGAGAAAUACGCUGGGGGGCCGAAGGGAGGGAUGUGUGUGCUGCCAACGGGUCCACCAGUGAUGAGGGACCAGACCCAGACCUUAUCUGCAGGAAUAGGACUGCUACCAACAUGAUGUACUUGCUGCUCAUUGGAGCACAGGUCCUCCUGGGCAUUGGUGCUACCCCUGUCCAGCCCCUGGGAGUUUCCUACAUUGACGACCAUGUGAGGCGGAAAGAUUCCUCCCUGUACAUAGGGAUCCUGUUUACGAUGCUGGUAUUUGGACCAGCCUGUGGAUUUAUCUUGGGCUCCUUCUGUACCAAAAUCUAUGUGGAUGCUGUCUUCAUUGACACAAGUAAGCUGGACAUAACCCCAGACGACCCUCGGUGGAUCGGUGCAUGGUGGGGAGGCUUCCUGCUCUGUGGUGCCUUACUCUUCUUCUCGUCCCUGCCGAUGUUUGGGUUCCCGCAGUCCUUGCCCCCACGGCCAGAGCACGCUGGGGAGAGCGAGCAGGCCAUGCUUCCCGAGAGGGACUACGAGAGACCCAAGCCAAGCAACGGGGUCCUGCGGCACGCGCUGGACGGGGAGAGCAGCACAACCUGCUUCCAGCAACUGCGAGUGAUCCCCAAAGUAACUAAGCACUUGCUCUCCAAUCCCGUCUUCACCUGUAUCAUCCUGGCGGCCUGCAUGGAGAUCGCGGUGGUGGCCGGCUUCGCUGCCUUCCUGGGAAAGUACCUGGAGCAGCAGUUCAACCUUACCACCUCAUCUGCCAACCAGCUCCUGGGGAUGACAGCAAUCCCAUGCGCGUGUCUGGGCAUAUUCCUUGGUGGCCUCUUGGUGAAGAAGCUCAGCCUGUCUGCUCUGGGAGCGAUCAGGAUGGCCAUGCUGGUGAACCUGGUGUCCACAGCUUGCUACGUGUCUUUCCUGUUCCUGGGAUGCGACACGGGACCUGUGGCAGGGGUUACUGUUCCCUAUGGAAACAACUCAACUCCAACCUCAUCUCUGGACCCAUAUUCCCCCUGCAAUAACAACUGUGAAUGCCAAACUGAUUCCUUCACUCCAGUCUGUGGGGCAGACGGGGUCACAUACUUAUCUGCCUGCUUUGCUGGCUGCAGCAGCACGAACCUCAGUGGCUGUUCGUGCCUCACCUCGGUCCCUGCCGAAAAUGCCACCGUCGUUCCCGGCAAAUGCCCCAGCCCUGGCUGCGAAGAGGCCUUCUUGACAUUCCUCUGCGUGAUGUGUGUUUGCAGCAUGAUCGGGGCCAUGGCGCAGACGCCGUCAGUCAUCAUACUCAUCAGAACUGUGAGUCCCGAACUGAAGUCUUACGCUUUGGGGGUGCUUUUCCUGCUUCUUCGUUUAUUAGGUUUUAUCCCACCUCCGCUGAUCUUUGGGGCUGGAAUUGAUUCCACGUGUCUGUUCUGGAGCACGUUCUGUGGCGAGCAAGGAGCCUGCGCGCUGUACGACAACGUGGUCUAUCGAUACCUGUACGUUAGUAUUGCUAUAGCCCUGAAGUCUUUUGCAUUCAUCUUAUAUACAACCACCUGGCAGUGCUUGAGGAAAAACUAUAAAAGAUACAUCAAGAACCACGAAGGUGGUCUCAGCACUAGUGAGUUUUUUGCCUCUACUCUCACCCUAGACAAUCUGGGGCGGGACUCGGUGCCCCAAAAUCAAUCACAUAGGACAAAAUUUAUCUAUAACCUUGAAGAUCACGAGUGGUGUGAAAAUAUGGAGUCUGUUUUAUAGUGACUGUGGAGGGGGUGAACUAUAUUAAUAAUACAAGGGUCCUUUUUAAUAAAAACAAGAAGAGAGUGAGAAUGAAGAAACACAACUGCAAAACAACGGCAACACAGGAAACUUUUGUCUUUUUCUCAAAGUCAGACCCAGCCAGGAUUCUUGAGAACAGCAUCUUUUAAUAGGAUCACUUGUGAAGUCCUGCAGGGUGAUGGAGAAAGCAGGGAGCUGCUGUGGCUGGGUACCAGCCCCUUUGAUGACAGUACGAGCUUCCAAGAAGGGCAUCUGCUGCAGGGGUUCAUCGGAGAGCUCGGCAGACAAACGGACUUGGGCACGAGGCGUAGAGAAAGCAAGGUGAUAACAGCAAGGCUGGAAUAGGUGUUUGCGGUUGCAAGCAGGGCCCCAGGGAUGUGUGGAGCCCCGCAGCAUGGCCUGAAGGGUUAGCCGGUCUGGGUGCUGUUCAAACCCGCUGUGCUCUGUGAUGGCAAAGAGGGAGCGGUGCUAGAGCUGUUCCACCAGUCACGCUCUGUCACCAGCCACGAGUCCACCAUAAAUACCUUGAAAGCUGCUGGAAACCUUCCAGGUGGCGAGCAGUGCUGUCAGAGGUAUCAGAGUCCUUCCAGCCGAGGCUUAUUCGCAGAUCGCAGCUUUGUGGUUGUCUGUGAAUAGCUGUGCUCAGAUCUCUCAAACCCAGUAAAGUUCAAGACAUUUGCUCACACUUGCCAAACGUGCUGUCAUUUUUAAAGGGGGAUGAAUUCCAAAUACUUGUCUCUGUAGUCCUCUGAUAAGAUUUUUUUAAAACAUAUUUUCAAAUAUAUGUUAACCCUUAAAUCACUGACACUUUUCCAUAGGGAGAAUUUAUUUAUGCUAGUUUGGGGAAGGAUACUGUUUAAUUCACCCAAACAUAAUGUGACUCAAGGGGUUUGUUUAAUCCUCUGCGGUUUUUAUCCAUACGCCUUCAUUCUAAUAUGCUACCAAGCCAAUGAAGACACAUAAUAUGUUUUUAAAAGAGAACGAAUGCACUGUGUCUCUAUAAAAACAAUUGUCAGUUGGAGAAUUAUAGAUAAUAUGAUGAUUUACAUAAUAUAGAUUUUUCAUAUUCUGUGUGACUCAGUGAAUACAUAUAUAUAGAGAGAGAGGCUGUUUAUGUUCUCUCCAGUUUUUAAAGAUAUAUAUAUAUAAUUUGCAAUCUAGAAAUUGUGUGGUGGGUGUUUUCUUUAAAGUAAGUGAGCGUGUGUGUGUGUGUGCGUGCAAGAUGAAAGGAAUACUGACCUUAAUCCUGCAGCCCUCACAACUGAUACUUUUUUUUUCACCUGAGAAAGUCCACUGACUUUGGUGGAAGUCACAUGAGGAAGGUGGAAUAAUCUCCCCUCCUGGAGGCCACGUUUUGCCCUUAGAUGUGCAAAUAGUGUUCCUACGGGAGGCUGGGUUAUAGGAGCAGAGGCUGGGCAGCAUUGAGCACCUCUGAAAUUUUCAUUCAGGUUCUCAAGGGGCACCCAUGUAGGAGCAGAUUUGGCUUUGCUUUUGCAAUGUAGUCUUAGCUAAGCCUGCAAAAGUCAUCGGGAAGCUUUCAUCUGAUUUCAAGAAGCAUUGGGGCAGGCUUAUUUUGCAUGCAUAUUUUUCUUUUUCAAAACAUUCCUGCUGGAAGCAAUACAAAUUGGUUGUGUUUGAUGAGUUUUCCCCGGGAACGAGACCUAUUUCCAAUGGACUAAAUGUCAGAAGGUUUUUAAGGGUUAGCAUCAUAAUCAAAAAGCUCCUGGUUUUGGUUUGUGUUUUGAAGCUGUUGUGAACUUGCAGAUGUUUAGAGAAGUAACCUGGCAUGUUGAACUGAAUGCUGGACAUCCCUUCCAUGCAGCUGGCAGAGGGGCUGAUCUUCCCCGAGUCCUUGUCCAUUGCUGGCAGUGGACACUGCGGAGUUGGCACAAUUACAGAGAGUUGAUAACUUGCCACUCGUGUUCAACACUUUUUUAGCAGACUUUGCUCUUAUCUAGGCAUUGAAACAUGGGUGUGUGGUAUCAAACUGCUUCCACUUGACUGACUUUACGUGUGUUUGUAAUUUAUGCACAGCAUUAUAUGUUCAGCAACAAUAAGGGGGAAAAAAAAAGGGUGUAUCAAAUAAACUCCCCUGUGCCAAAUACUUGACAAAUAUUGUAACUGCAGAUAUCUGAUUCUUGGUUUUCAGCCAUUUUAAGAAUCAUUUGAUUAACGAAGGAGUUUAAGGAAAAAAAGUUACUAAGCUAUGCAGUGCCAUUGUUAUGUUGGGUGGUAAAUGAUGCUUUUUAGACCAUUAGAUUGGUUUAGUAUAUCCUGUCUGCUAAAAUAGAUACAGCAUCCAUAAAACAAUGAAUUUAAAAAAGGCACAGGGUGCAUAACUGUCUCAUAAAAUAUGUAUAAUUGUCAAGUAUAAGCCUUUGAAAUCAUUCUGUACAGUUCUCUUCAUUCUGCAAAUUUAUUACUUAGACUGCUGUCUUUUCAAAUGUUAGCUCAUAAUUUUAUACUAUACACACACAUUCAGACACGAACACAAAUGUCACAGAAUAGAACCUUUCUAAAAGCCUGAUUGCUUGAAAUUCUAUAACGCCUUUCACAAUUUCAUUUUUUUCCCCUCUGAAAGUCCAAGGUGAAGAAGAGCAUGCUGACAUGAUGCAAAACAAACUUGCGGUGUCCAAGAGCUGUGGUUUGUCAGUACAGUCAAAAGUCCCCCUUGACCGGAGCUAUAGAAACACGAUUCCAGGGCACAUAACUUUUUCAUUUUUAUUUUUGGUUGGGUGGUGUUUUUUCUUUUUUUUUUUUCAUUUAAUCCCUUCUUUUGAUAUGUAUGUAGAUGCAGUUGAAUGGGGUUACUUACAUUAUUUUUAAGCUGUAACUUAAAAUUCCUGCAUGAUUGUUGUUUUAUUUCUUUUGAUAAUGUGAUUUUGAAAAGCUCUCUCCCCAUUCCACUUUUUUUUUUUUUUAAGGAUGUAUCAGACGCCUGCAUCAUGAAGGGCUUUACUGUCAGUGCUUUGGUACAGAUUCAAGAACAGAGCUUUAGUUUAAAGAAAACACACAGACCAAAACCUUCAGCCAUCCCAGCAGGCUCUUUGUUUUUUUCUGAUUUCAAAACCAUAAGCCGGUUUUGCCCACAACCCAAUUUUUGUUAUAGAAUAACAAAUGAAGAAUCUCAGACAUCCUCCCGCUUCCCAAAUGGCAGGAUGGGCCUUCGCCCGUCAGCACUUCGCUUCCAUCCCGCAACUGCCUUAACCGUGCAGGAAACGUAAGAACAUGGAUGGAGUUAGAGAAAUGCCCAUUCCUGGAAACAGAAACAGGGGCGUGGUCUGAGCUGUGCAGCCCAGAUCCAAUGUUGGAAUUUUUUUCUCCUUAUUCAGGGGCAUUGAAAUUCAGGGUUCUGUUGAAAUCUCAGUCUCAGCAGAAAUGUUAUUUUGACAUUUCCAAGGACUGUGUUCCCUGCAUGGCUGUCUGCUAAGGAAUGGGAUGUUUGAAAAAAUAAACUACUUGACAUUUAGCGGUCUCUAUGGGAUUGUCCAGUUGCCUUGCAUGACUUCAGGCUGGGGUUUCCUUUCCCUUGCACAGAUACCACCUUGGCAUAGCCCCAGUGGAAUCAGAAGGGGACCCCAGUCUAAAAUUGGUGCAGAUGACACUAGAAUUGGUUUCUUUGCAUCCUUGUUAACAAGGGGAUGCAUUUUCAGAGCCUUCUUUUUAUACAUACUGAAAUCAUACAUUUUUCUGACUUUGCUCAGCACGUCUUGGAUGUAUAGUGGGACUGAAAAGGCCAGUGCUUGAAUUAUCUAGACAAACCUUCCGUUCCUCGGGAAUUCAGCUAAUAGAGACCUCACACUGCUGUACCCCUGCAAGAUGCACUGAACUACUCAGUGCUGCUACUGCUAAUCUCAGUUGGGUCUCCCCUUGCUGGGGAGGCGAAAUGGGAAAGAUGCAGAGAGGAAUUUGCUUCAAUUAGCUGAGUUAGCUAUGCUUCAGAAUUGAUCUGAUGGUCUGUAGACAUUUGGAAAGUGAUUGGAGUAUUUACAAAUAGCUGUGAUGCAUUGGCUUUUUUUUCUUGGAAAAGAAAAAAAUAUUAAGGGAAUGAACGAGAUUUGGAGUCCUACCUAUCCCUAUCAGAGUUUUAUGUUCGUCACAUUGCUGUUGGAGGCAAUGUACUUCAGGUUUACCUUUGUGUCUCAGUCAGGGACAUACUUUUCUCAGUAAACGAGGUCCUGGGAGACAGAAGGCAACUCCAGCUCAUAACCAGCAGCUUCACACCGCAGCAAAGCCAAGACAACCUGGAGGCUACCAGCACUGUGAAGCUUUAGCCCCCGAGUCAGCCACGGCUGUUGCUGCCGUGUGAGAGUUUGUCCCAGCUGGGUGUGUUGGGCUUAGUAUUUUCUUGAGACUUGGACAAUCUUGGUGUUUUAUUCUUGGCAGGUGACAUGGGGAAUUGUCAGUAUUAAAGACAUGCAAAUGCUUCCCUGGACUGAUGUGAUAACAGCUUUGUUCCUUUAUUCACAAGGGUUUCCAGACUUAUUCCCACUCUGCCUUUAGACACAGCCAUGCCCAUCUAUCCCCUAAUUUCAUGUGAACUACCUUUGCAGACAGAAGCAGGUUUGUUGUUCUCUCUCUAGAUCUGAAUAAUGCCUGCAAAGUUCAUGGGCUUUCUCUGUGUAGGGCAGAGCACCCCUGAAUAUAAGCAAUAAUACUGACCUGUUCCCGUUUGCAUGAGGAGUUUUUUUCUUACCUAACUCUGAGUUCACCUCUCCCAACAUCCCAUGCUGCUGCUGUGACUCACCUUUUUUGUUGGCAGCAGCUCCAGGAGACAGGCAGCCAAGAUACAGUUGGUGUGAACGUAGGCAGCAGUUUAUUAAGACGGACAAUGGUGUGAUGGGAGCCUUUGGCACGAGCCAGGCUCAGCUUCAGUUAUCUGAUGGUUGAGAAUGAUCCAAGGAGGAAAGGAACAACCAGGGCAUUGUGUCUGAGCCGUCCGGAGUCCCUGAAAGGAUUAUCCACCCUUCCGUGCUCCUGGAUAGACCUACCUGCCUGAGACCCACGCUUUGUGGGCGUUUCUUCCAAACUUGCCAUCAGCUUCCUUUCUCCAGCCACACAGUCCUUCCUUCUUCCCAACGGCAAAGCACAGCUCGACUCUGCCAAGUCAGUACGAGGUGCUCAGGGUUACUGAGUGGCAUUUAAUUUUGCCUGGGGGGCCAGCAGGUCUCACUUAGUAUUUACAUAUGCUCAAAAUAUUAUAGUUUGUUCUGCUUUUAUACGCUAAAUCUAUUACUUCUAGGCCGCAGAUGAUGUUUUCUAUCAUUCCUUUGACAUUCCUAGCCAAUCUGAGUCUUAAUACAAUUGCUUCGCUGAAAAAUGGCCUUUCAGCAGUUCUUAGACAUCAGGUACUUCUUUAUUAACUAGUGAUACCAAGUAAAAUCUUUGACCGUUGUCUGUUCCCUGAAUCCAGCGGAGCAGAAGGAGGUGGUGUUUUCUUUGACAGACUAUGAACAUGGACUGCUUUCUUUCAGCUUCAGUCUUGGCACAGCUGCUCAGCUAUGAGCAUCCCUCAGUCCCGAAAGGACACAGGGAAUUCAGGAGGAGCCACACAGACACAGGAAUCCAUUUAGAUGGCUGCAAGAAUGGGACCAUAGGAUGUAUGUAGUGCAUAUGCUGAUUUGCUUGUCAAAACCUUGCUUCAGUCUCUGUUUGUUUGAUGAAUGGAGUGACUCCAGGGACGAGGUCUUUGGGAUACUAUGAGUUUGCGAUGUUUCCCCUACUUUCUUCAGAUUAAGUGUGGCAGAGCGGAGUGUCACACCGUAGGAAGGAAGAAAUUAGCAAUACCCUGAUACUUCAUAGUGCUGGGCUUGUUCUGCACAACGUUGGUGUCUGCAAAUGGCAGAAAGCAGUAAGAAACUUGUCAAGUCCAACUCGGGAAAUAAUUUAUAGCAACUUCAUAAAUGAAUUUUCCCUUUUAUUUCUUCCUUGUGAAUUGCUAAGAAAACCAAGAAAAGGCCUCCAGUGUAUUUGCAAGGUCAUUUCUGCAUAUCAUCUGUGGUCUGGAGGGGUUUGGAAAAGCUUGCUUAGAAUUCAUACAUGUUGGUUUGUUCUGACCAGACACAGAAAUCAUGGGGGAUAUUUCUGGUCCCUGAGUUCCCUAGGCUUGAGUUUUCUCAUCAGUACAAAUAUUUAGUUCAAAAGCAUGUGAUUAGGAAUUGAGUAAGAGGAUCUUUGCUCAGUGCCAGUGGGCAGAGUGCCACUGGACAUACACUGCUCCAGGACAGCCAAAGUGCUGGCUUCCAACUCACAAUCCACUUUCCAGGAAUAUUCUCUCACAGAUGCUUGAAAUUCUCUGUCUCUCCCAGUGUUCCUACCAGUUAAUGCAUUCAUUUGAGUAAUUACUGAGAGCAAACAUGAGAAGGGUAUGAACCCAGACAAAACCAAAUUGGUAUUAAGGUGAAGCAGGUGGUGCAAAUUUUAUUUGCAAUGUUUGCACAGCUCUUAGAUCGGAAGCAAAAAAUCUCUUGGGAAUCAGAGAGUUGCACAUGGCCUAACAUGUCUUAAUUCUUCCCAAUUGAAUUGACAGUUGGUAGGACAGCAAAAGGCAUCUUCCUCUGCCGCGUAUAUCUUAGCCCUUCAAAACCCUUUUCUUUUGCAGUAUGGCAUCGCACAAAUACCAGUGCAUUUAUCCCUCAAUGUAAACUGCAUCUCUGUGCUAUGUUUUUGGUGCCUCACAACUCUAAACUGUGUGAACUUAAGGAAGAAAUGACCCUUGUUCGUCGCCCACGACGCUUUCUGCCUGAUCGGAGGAUGAUGAUCCCUCCUGAAGACUCGCAGCCAUUUUCCAAAAGUCUUACAUGCAGUGGGACCAAAACCGUGCUCUGUUGAUCGCAGGUGGCCUGUAAGCUGUGCUCGGAGGUCUGUAGCUUGUCUACAGCCCCGCGUUGCCUUCACGAUGUUUUCAGUGCAAAGCACGGUGAUGAGGCUAUGCACAACUGUCCCUGGCAAAUGUUAAGGGUUACCAAUGGUCCAUGACCACCAAAGUUUGGGGCUCUCCAUGUUAGCACGUGAAAGCAGCUCCCAUCAUCUACUUUUGGGAAGGAGCCAUCUCAAAGCAGGGUUCAGUGGAAAAGUGCAGCAGCACUGGGACCACAUGAAAGGGAGCUCUUGGUUCACUUGGGUACCACAUCCGUAGGGAGGAGGGGUGGGGAUGGGAGCAGGGGAAGAGCUGUGACCUUUUAAAACCCAUAGUGCCUACCACUGCAAAUGGAACGCUGUAUUGUAUUAUAUUAUACGUGACUACCAUGUAAAUAAAGUACAGUAAAUGUGGUGUUCGUUAGGAUUUUGAUACAAGUCAAAUGCAGUCUUGCAGAAAUGGGUUUUUUGCCCUGCUGUAUGUACUUAUAUCACAUUCCAGGCACGGGGACACGUGGGGUCGUGUGAGCUGGAAAUGCAUAAAUGGCAUUAGAUGGGAAAUGUUUGCAGUAAGACUAUUUUAAAAUUCCUUUUGCCCUGGAUGAGACACGAGCACCAUAUGAAAGCCAGCCAGAGUGAAGGGAGUGGGGGCAGCUUAAAUGCGCGGGAGGAGAGCAGCUCCUGACUUGAAGUGGUUUGUGAGCCGAAGCGACAGCGCUGUCCAGCCAGCCCUUGGCCAUGCUUCAUUCAUGAUGGAGGAAAAGUGAAGUUUUAGUUUGGCUGAUUUCCCUUUGCUUGUUUUCCUGAUGCAGAGGUUGAUCAGGAGCAUAUGCCUUGCCUGCGUAACCUGGUUGUUCUCCACCCUUGAGAUCCCUUAGCAGCAGCUACAGCUGAGCAAACUUGAGAGCUUAAAAUUGAAAGCAGAUUGGGAAAGAAGUUCUCCUGUUCUUAACUCAACCAGCUGGCCCCUCUGAGGCUCUGGCAAACAUUGAGGGGCCUUUCUUUUGGCUAAUAAGAGUAUUAGGAACUCGCUUUGUUCCUUAACCCACUCCCUUCUCCAUCCUCAUGUUUCUCUACGGUGUAAUAACAGAAUUAACGCAUUUCAGUGAGGCAGGUCUGCCACGUGGCCCCCAAAUUCUGAUGCAUCUCUUAACUGGGUUGUUGGUGAGAGUUUCUCCAGGCUUCAGAAGCUCAGGACUUCUCUGGGAAGUGUUUGCAGCUGGUGUGUGGAUGUAAUCUCCCGUCGGUCUGUGGAGGAUUUCUCAAAGGAGAAACAAGGUCGCCCGAUGCAGUUUGUCAGACCUAUGGCUCAAAACGCCCCACAGAGCUCUCUGCAGGCUCCACAACUAUUGGAGGAGUAUCUACCUGCCUCCGUACCAGACCAGUCAGUGAUGUUUGUCCCACGUAUCAUUGCUAUUCUUCAUUGCUAGUCACCUGGGCAGAGCAGCAUUUGUGGGUGGUUGUAUGUGAAGAAGGUUCUUCCUGCAUAGAACUUCUCCACAGAUGGUGUGUAGCAGCGUGCAUGGGAUCUGGGUGAGCCCAGGUGCCUCUGCCCCUGCCUCGGGCUGUAGGUUACUCUUUUCCUACAGUGCCCAAGGGAAAGCGGUCCUCCAAAAGGUCUUUGAAGUGUGCUGGUUUGACUGCCGAUAAUUUUGCAGAAGUUUAGCAGCACUUCCAAAAUAAACCAAAACCUGGUUUGGAAAAGGAAAUGUUUCACUGUACAAUUGAUUUUAAAAAAAAAAAAAAAAAAGAAAGAAAAGAAAAAAGAGAAACCACAUGCUCGAUAUAUUUUGAGUACUGUGUUCUGUAUUUUUGCAGCUUAUAUUUUCCAGAUGAGCAGUUUAGAAAUAUGUGAUGUGAAAUACAUACUGUAAGUUUGCUGUAAAUGAUAUUAAAAACACUAUUUUCAUUCUU
Grus americana (Whooping crane) is the source of this 11084-nucleotide messenger RNA. RefSeq names its product solute carrier organic anion transporter family member 3A1 (gene SLCO3A1). The record is from RefSeq and is a predicted model, not a curated record. The transcript is spliced from 10 exons. Gene Ontology annotation, cellular component: membrane. NCBI's taxonomy places the organism in Eukaryota, Metazoa, Chordata, Aves, Gruiformes, Gruidae. Gene Ontology annotation, biological process: sodium-independent organic anion transport; prostaglandin transport; transmembrane transport. Gene Ontology annotation, molecular function: protein binding. The coding region runs from base 168 to 2291 and encodes 707 amino acids.